AUGGUGGCUGUUGACAAAGACAAGAACAGUUCUUAUGCCUUUCGUUGGGCAAUUAGACAUCUUGAUAAUCCUGGAUUUGAACCGCGUCUCUCGUGGUUACAAAGUCAGACUAAUAUGGUUACAUUGUUGAACGCAGAGGGCACACUUGUUUUUGAACCCGAUGAAGAGGAUGUAGCAAAUGUUUUCGGUAACUUACGUGGAUUGUGUCAACGUAAAGUUGUCACCGUGAAAGAAGCUGUAGUCGAUGAUAAUGAUGUUGUGAAAGGAUUAUUAGAUUUUGCAAACAAAAAUCUUGUACAUAGUAUUGUCAUUGGUGCAUCCACCAAGAAUCAUUUACCAAGUCUUAAAAAGUUUAAAGCAUUUAAUGAUACACCAACAGCCAUGAUGAAAUCAGCACCAGAUUAUUGUUCUGUAUACGUAAUUUCAAAAUUGAAGAUUGUGUCGGCUAGAUCGGCGGUACGAUCAAUGGCGAAUCAGACUAGUCCAAUAAAACAACUACCUUUUCAAGUAUCCUCACAGAGUGAAUUUGAAGGUGGAAUAAGGUCAAUACUACCUAGAACCGGUGAAACUAAUGAAGCAUCAGAAUCUAGGUCUUUUGACAGCAUUGUUGGUACAGUAAAAGGAACGGCGCGUGAGAGGCCAAGGAGUGCAGGAAGCAAUCAAUCAUUGGACAAUAUCGAUCUACCGGGUGGUCGUGGACGACAAUGGGCGUCAAUGGAUGAAAGAGAGAUGGUGACGCUUGCGCCAAUUGUCGAUGUAAAUAGUGAUUUGGAUCUAAUAGAUUCCUAUGGGACAAAGCCAACUAAUCUUACCUCACAAGAACUUGAAGCUGAGAUGAAAAGAUUGAGGCGCGAACUGAAGCAAACUAUGGACAUGUACAGCUCAGCUUGCAAGCAAGCAAUCUCAGCGAAAAAUCAGGCGGAACAAAUUCGUCAAUGGAAAUUGGAAGGGGAAAAAAAGGCUGUGGAAGCCAGGUUGUCUCAAGAGGCAGCUCUUGCAAUGGCGGAAAGGGAGAAGGCUAGAGCCAAAGCUGCAUUGGAAGCAGCUGAGGAAGCCAAGAGGAAGGCUGAACAGGAGGUACAAAGAAGAAGGGAGGUAGAGAUGAAGGCAAGGAAAGAGGCCGAAGAGAGGGAUCGAGUAUUAACCGCAUUGGCUCAGAAGGAUAAUCGAUAUCGAAAAUACACAAUGCAGGAGAUUGAAGUUGCUACUGAGAAAUUCUCACUAUCAAAGAAACUAGGUGAAGGUGGAUAUGGACCUGUGUUUAAAGGUCACCUUGAUCAUACCGCAGUUGCAAUCAAGCUUUUAAAUCCUGAAGCUUCUCAAGGAAGGAAGCAAUUCCAACAAGAGGUUGAGGUACUAAGUUGUAUUAGACAUCCAAAUAUGGUCCUCCUCCUCGGAGCAUGUCCGGAGCAUGGUUGUUUGGUGUAUGAAUUCAUGGAUAACGGUAGCUUAGAAGAUAGAUUAUUUCGAAGACAAAACAGCAAGCCUCUAUCAUGGCAAAAAAGGUUCCAAAUAGCAGCAGAUAUUGCAACGGCACUCCUUUUCCUUCACCAAACAAAGCCAGAGCCUAUCGUGCACCGAGACCUUAAACCAUCAAACAUUCUUUUAGACAGGAAUUACGUGAGUAAAAUCAGCGAUGUUGGCCUCGCGAGAUUAGUCCCUCCUUCUGUAGCUGACAAUGUGACACAAUAUUACAUGACUUCGGCUGCUGGAACAUUUUGUUAUAUUGAUCCUGAGUAUCAACAAACAGGAAUAUUAACAACACAAUCAGAUGUUUACUCAUUGGGGAUAAUGCUACUACAGAUAAUCACAGCCAAACCUCCAAUGGGACUUGCUCACCAUGUUAAAAAGGCGGUCGAAAAUGAUCAAAUCGAGGAGAUUCUUGAUCCUGUGGUGACUGAUUGGCCGGUUGAAGCGGCUCUAUCAUUUGCUAAAUUAGCAUUGAGUUGUACAGAACUCAGCAAGAAAGAUAGGCCAAGUCUUGCAACAGUUAUAUUGCCAGAGCUUAACAGGUUAAGAGACCUUGGAGAUACUGAUAAUCAUGUUUUUACUGAUACUAAGAACAAUUGCCAUACGCCACGCCCUCCUAUGGCUAACUGAAAUCAACUGUAGGAGACAGUCGGUAGCAAGGCCGACCCUGUGCAAGGGCAACAUGACCCUUCGCACAAGGCUUCA
This is a messenger RNA of Trifolium pratense (red clover), 2175 nucleotides long. Its product is annotated as U-box domain-containing protein 52-like. Gene Ontology annotation, biological process: protein phosphorylation. The transcript is spliced from 8 exons. Gene Ontology annotation, molecular function: protein kinase activity; ATP binding. The record is from RefSeq and is a predicted model, not a curated record. Lineage: Eukaryota; Viridiplantae; Streptophyta; Magnoliopsida; Fabales; Fabaceae. The coding region runs from base 1 to 2100 and encodes 699 amino acids.